UGAAGUUUAUUCAUGUUAAAGGUAAACAUGUUUUGAAAGUUUCAUGCUGUCUGCCGGUUACCAAGUGCACAUUAUUACAAGUUAAUAUUAUUCAUUAAAUUUUCUUUGCAGACGAACAAUGGAAACCACAAAAAUAUUAUGGCCAGCAUUAAAAUAUUCCAAUCGUUAUUUGCUAAAAUUAUUAAAGCAUAGACACUGCAGUAGUUUAAACAGCACCUGGAGAAGUUAUUCUACUGAACAGCCACAAGCCCAAGAAGUUAUUUCAAGAGAAAAAAUUCAAUUAUCAAAACCUUCUAUUGUUAAAUGGAAACGACCACCAUUUCUUAAAGAUAUUUUUCUGGGUAAACUUGAUGUAGAAUUAUUAGCAUUUCCUGAAAUUUUAACAAAGGAGCAAGUAACUGAAUUAGAAGAUAUUGUGAAAAAUCUCAAUGACUUCAUGAUAAAAAGAGUAAAUUCACAAGAAAUUGACAAAAAUGCAGUUAUACCAGAAGAUGUUUUACAGGAAUUGAAAGAAAUGGGUUUAUUUGGUCGUAUCAUUCCAGAAAAAUAUGGUGGUUUAGGGCUGUCUUACACAUCAUCUACACGUUUAAAUGAAGUUCUUGGCUUAGAUUGGUCUGUAGCAAGUACUUUAGCAGUUCAUGAGUUCUUUGCAGCUGAGGCUCUUCUUCAUUUUGGUUCUGAAACUCAAAAAUCACAUUACCUUCCCAAAAUGGCAUCUGGAGAAAUUGUUGGUGCAUAUUGUUCUUCUGAAUUAAAUAGUGGCAGUGAUUUGUUAUCUAUGUCUACAAUAGCAAACAAUUCUGGAGAAGGGCAUUAUCUUCUUAGUGGUACAAAAUCUUGGGUGUCUAAUGCUGGUUUAGCAGGACUUUUUAUUGUUUUUGCUAAAACACAAGGCGUAAUGGAUCCAAAGCAGGCGGAUAUAACGGCAUUUCUAGUUGAUAGAAAUAGUAAAGGUUUAACUGUUACAAUGCAUGACAAAGUUUGUCUUCGUGGACUUCAAACUGGAAUGGUUCAUUUUGAUGAUGUAGUUGUGACACCCUUAAAUAUUUUAGGAGGAUUAGGUCAAGGUUUCAACGUUUAUUUAAAAUCAUUAGAAUCAUUCAGAUUUGCCAUGCAUUCAUUUACAUUUGGAGCCUUAAAAUCUCUUCUAGAUUCUGUCACAGAGCACAUCAUCCAUUGUGAAAGAUUAGAAAAAUCUUUGGCUGACUACCAGUUAGUGAGGACUAGGUUAUCUAGAAUUACUAAUAUGAUUUAUGGUAUGGAAACAGCAUCUUAUUUUACUGCAGCCAUACUUGAUUCAACAGAAAAACCAGAUAUAACUUUAGAAACCACUGCUUUAAAGAUAUUUAAUUCUGAAGCAACCUUAGAUUGUCUACGGGAACUCAUGGAUGCUUUGGGUUCUUCAGGUCUGAUGCCAGGAUCUCACUUAGAAAAAUUCCAUCGAGAUGCUUUAGGAUUAGCUAUGUUUGAUAGCCCAAAUGAUGUUGCUCGACUUUAUUUAGGCUUGCAGGGAUGCAAAUAUGUUGGAGAACAUGAGCUGGAAAAGAUAAGAAAAUUACGAAAUCCGUUCUUUUUUCCUUAUGACAUUAUGAAAGAACAUAUUCGUCAGCUGAGAAUUCGAUGGAAUCUUAUAAAAUAUGAGCAAGACAUUGCUGGACAUAUUCAUCCAUCCUUAGUGGAAUGGGGAAAUAAACUGGAGAAAUGCUUACAAAACUUUGAAGUAGCUUCUGCAACAAUCUUGUCAGAUCAUGGGCAAAAAGUAGUAGAAGCUCAAAUUGAUCCUAGAAAAUUAGCUGAUAUUGCUAAGGAACUGUAUGUUUGGGCAGCUGUUCUGUCAAGAUGUUCAAGAUCAUACUGCCUGGGCAUGAAAAAUUCUCAUCAUGAGCUUCGUCUUGCAGAUGCUUUCUGCUAUGAUGCAUUCUUGAGGGUUGCUAUAAACAUGGAUGCUAUUGCUAUUGGUAUUGCUAAAAAUAAUGAAAGAAAUCAUCUUAUGCAGGGAGAGCAGAUUGUAGAUUGCCGAGGAUAUUUUCCAGAACAUCCUUUGAAACACAAUUUUUAAUUUGUAUAUAGUUAAUAAAAUGGAUUUUAUCUUGUC
Argiope bruennichi is the source of this 2095-nucleotide messenger RNA. RefSeq names its product complex I assembly factor ACAD9, mitochondrial-like. NCBI's taxonomy places the organism in Eukaryota, Metazoa, Arthropoda, Arachnida, Araneae, Araneidae. Gene Ontology annotation, molecular function: acyl-CoA dehydrogenase activity; flavin adenine dinucleotide binding. Bases 119 to 2059 code for a protein of 646 amino acids. The record is from RefSeq and is a predicted model, not a curated record. The transcript is spliced from 19 exons.